AUGGGAAAGGCAGGAGUGCUCUGCUGUCCUCUGCUGUUGGCUGAUGCUCAGAGAAGCGCUCUCGCAUCCUGUACUGCAGUUCCUACAAGACCGAAUCAAACGGAACGGUAACCACGGCACAAAUAUGAAGAUGGGGGAGCGCAGCGCUACCGAAUUGCGGAUUAUUGGGAGCUUCCUGGUUCCUUUGCAUCACCUUAUCUGAGUCCCAGCCAACCUGACAGAAUGAUUGAAGAGGGAAGUAAAAGCAGCAAAUCUAUGGUGGAGAAGAGACAGCUCUUCAUGGAGAUGAGGGCACAAAACUUUGAUGUUAUUCGUCUCUCAACGUAUAGGACAGCAUGUAAGCUACGAUUUGUUCAGAAACGAUGCAACCUUCACCUAGUGGACGUGUGGAACAUGAUCGAAGCUUUCCGUGACAAUGGGCUGAGCACGUUAGACCACAACGCAGAGAUUAAUGUGUCACGCCUGGAGACCAUUUUGUCCUCCAUCUUCUACCAGCUCAACAAGCGGCUGCCCACCACCCACCAGAUAAACGUGGAGCAGUCCAUCGGCCUGCUGCUAAACUUCAUCGUGGCCACUUAUGACAGUGAAGGCCAUGGGAAACUCACAGUGUUUGCUAUGAAGUCAAUGCUAGCUACGAUGUGUGGUGGUAAAAUACUGGACAAAUUACGUUAUAUAUUUUCCCAGAUAUCAGACUCAAAUGGGGUGAUGGUCUUUGCCAAAUUUGACCAGUUCCUGAGGGAAGUGUUGAAGCUCCCCACGGCAGUGUUCGAGGGGCCAUCAUUUGGCUACACCGAGCACUCUGUGAGAACAUGCUUCCCUCAGCAGAAGAUCUUGCUGAAUACGUUUUUGGAUGUGUUGAUGGCAGAUCCACCCCCGCAGUACCUCGUAUGGCUACCUCUCAUGCACCGACUCGCUAAUGUAGAGAAUGUCUUCCAUCCAGUGGAAUGUUCGUAUUGCCGGAGUGAGAGCAUGAUGGGUUUCCGGUACCGCUGCCAGCAGUGCCAUGGCUACCAGCUUUGUCAGAGCUGCUUCUGGCGUGGUCAUGCCAGCGGUCCCCAUAGCAACCAGCACCAGAUGAAGGAGCACUCCUCAUGGAAGUCUCCAGCAAAGAAGCUCAGUCAUGCUAUCAGUAAGUCUCUGGGCUGCAUGCCGAUUGGAGAGCCGCCUCACCCUGUGUUCCCAGAGGCAGCAGAAAGACCGCAGGACCUUGCACACACUACCACCCUUGAGAGUCCCAGCAGACUGGAUGAAGAACAUCGUCUUAUCGCGCGAUAUGCUGCUCGUCUGGCAGCGGAGGCCAGCAACUCCACUCAAUGCCCUCCAACUGAUCUGAGUUUCAACUUUGAUGCUAAUAAGCAACAGAGGCAGCUCAUCGCAGAACUAGAGAAUAAAAACAGGGAGAUACUGCAGGAAAUCCAGCGUCUACGUCUAGAACAUGAACAGGCUUCUCAACCCACCCCUGAGAAAGCCCAGCAGAACCCCACUCUACUGGCAGAGCUACGGCUGCUACGGCACAGAAAAGAUGAGUUGGAGAGGCGCAUGUCGGCCCUGCAGGAGAGCAGGAGAGAACUAAUGGUCCAGCUGGAAAGUCUCAUGAGGCUGCUGAAGGAUGAAGAGCAGAAACAGUCAGCUCAGACGGGGAGUUCGCCCCACUCAUCUCCCAGUCACAGUGCCAGCUGCACCAUGCCUAUGCCCAUCCGCUCCACCUCAGCCGGCUCAACCCCCACACACAUGCCACAGGACUGCCUGGCAGGGGUCGGAGAUGACGUGCUGGAUGCCUUCUCUCAGGGUGUACCAAGAAAUCUCCGUAAUGAUCUUUUAGUGGCUGCAGACUCAAUCACAAACACUAUGUCGUCACUAGUGAAAGAACUUCACUCAGUGGACGACGGUAUAGAGGAAGAAGAGGAGAACAUGCGAAAUGGAAGGGAGAAGGUGUCAUCGCUGAAGCAUUCUGGGAAAAGGCACUCCACCCCUUCAUUCUAAUCCCCAGGAAAGAACCAGCGACAUCAAAACCUCCCUGGCAUUCGCACAUAGACAAAUGCAUGCUCUUACCCAGCUGGGUUUCACUAUGUGAAACAAAUUCUUCAUUAAACUUUGCACAGAGCAAGUUGUAUUUAUUAGAA
Messenger RNA from Sinocyclocheilus anshuiensis, 2123 nucleotides. Its product is annotated as dystrobrevin beta-like. The transcript has 19 exons. Gene Ontology annotation, biological process: synaptic signaling. Bases 223 to 1983 code for a protein of 586 amino acids. NCBI's taxonomy places the organism in Eukaryota, Metazoa, Chordata, Actinopteri, Cypriniformes, Cyprinidae. Gene Ontology annotation, cellular component: plasma membrane; synapse. The record is from RefSeq and is a predicted model, not a curated record. Gene Ontology annotation, molecular function: zinc ion binding.